UGGUCUUAUAGUUCAGCCAGCACAACAUUGUACUCGCAUUGCAAAGCUUCUUUAGAUGAAAGAUAAGGUGCUCAUCCUCACCCAGCAGUCCGGCGGCGGCGCCUUCGGCUCCCGGCGCAAGUACCUCCACGGCGAGUUCAGCAUCCAGAUGAAGCUCGUCCCCGGGAAUUCCGCCGGCUCCGUCACCUCCUUCUACCUGUCGUCGGGCGACGGCCCCGGGCACGACGAGAUCGACAUGGAGUUCAUGGGCAACGCCACGGGGCAGCCAGUGGUGCUCAACACCAACGUGUGGGCCAACGGCGACGGCAAGAAGGAGCACCAGUUCGACCUCUGGUUCGACCCGGCCGCCGACUUCCACACCUACACCAUCAUCUGGAACCACAAGAACGUCCUCUUCAAGGUGGACAACCUCUUCAUCCGCAGCUUCAAGCGCUACGCCGACCUGCCCUACCCGGGCGCCAAGCCCAUGUCGGUGCACGCCACGCUCUGGGACUGGGACGGCAGCUACUGGGCGACGCAGAAGGGCAAGGUCCCCGUGGACUGGUCCGGCGCGCCCUUCGUCGUCUCCUACCGCGCCUACUCCGUCGACGCCUGCGUGCCGGCGGACGGCGGGGAGGGCAGCCUGCUCUCCUGCCCCGCCGGCACGGACCGCUGGAUGAACCGGCAGCUCGACGACGCCGAGCGCGGCACCGUCGCCUGGGCCAAGCGCGAUUACAUGCGCUACAACUACUGCGACGACGGCUGGCGAUUCCCAUAGGGCUUCCCCGCCGAGUGCGCACGCGGCUGAAGAACGCCGCCCCCCUUCUGCGGAUUGUUCGUUAUCCAUUCAUUUCUUGUUCCUUGGUCUUGGGUCACAUCUAGUGUUCUUGAUUUCGUUAACCCUCUGUUUAUUCUUGCCUAGAGGGAUUAGAUUAGAGUAAACGAUAAUAAGGGUGAAUUCUUCGAGUAAAUAUCGGAACACACAUGGCGUCUG
Triticum aestivum (bread wheat) is the source of this 973-nucleotide messenger RNA. RefSeq names its product xyloglucan endotransglycosylase/hydrolase protein 8-like. The transcript has 2 exons. Gene Ontology annotation, cellular component: cell wall; apoplast. Bases 56 to 757 code for a protein of 233 amino acids. NCBI's taxonomy places the organism in Eukaryota, Viridiplantae, Streptophyta, Magnoliopsida, Poales, Poaceae. Gene Ontology annotation, biological process: xyloglucan metabolic process; cell wall biogenesis. The record is from RefSeq and is a predicted model, not a curated record. Gene Ontology annotation, molecular function: xyloglucan:xyloglucosyl transferase activity; hydrolase activity, hydrolyzing O-glycosyl compounds.